GCAGGGCUUCCAAAACGGUCAUAUAUUCCGGACUUGACCGAAACAUUCAUAAAAUGACCGGCUGCUCUCAGCCUCAAACGGUCAAAUAGAAUUGGUGUGCCACAUUUUGUUAUUCAAGGCAUUUUCAUGAAACGGUCAUUUCAAUUUUUACCAACUAUCGAUCGAUAAAAAUGUCCGUUUGGGGCUUUGGGCAUGUCCGUUUGGGCAUUUUAGUUUAUAAUUGUGGCAAUCUAUUUCACAAAGAUAUUUCGGUCAUAAUUGGGUUUAAUAAAACAGAAGCAGCAUAUUUCAGAUACUUUGAAGUGUCUCAGUUAGUCUAAUCCUCUGGGUACAUAAAUGUACGGCUUGGUCUUUAGCUUGUGUACAUCAAUAAAAAGUAGAAAAAACACGUUUUCUUUUAUUUAAAUAACACCAAGCUGUCAAACAAUUAUCCCUUCAAUAAGUUAUAUUGAAGCCAUAAAUCAUUCACUGAUUACAGGUUUGUUACCUUUGAUGAGGUGUCCUUAGCUUGUCUUUAUCAAUAGAAUUAAUGAUGCAUAACAAUGUACAUAAAGGUAAUCAGGUAAACGAGGUCAAACAUGUAAGCGUGUAAGGAACAACAUCCUAUUUAAUUAUGAUUUAUAGAUAUUAUUUUAAAUGAGCAUCCAGUUUAAAACAGUAUCCUGAUAUUUAAAAGUUAUUCUUCAAAUAAGGAUAUUUAUAAAUGAAUAAGUAUGAUAUAUAUUAUUUUAUUUAACACUGUACAUCGUGUUAAAUACUGGGGUACUCUCGAGGGGAAAAUUUACUAAAAUAUAUAGGAAAAACACCGAGAAUAGCUUCGCUUGGGUAUACCAAGCUGAGUUGUCCAAUAAAUAAGGGGGGCGUUCUCUAUUCUUGUUUUCAUUUUAAAAACUGUUUUUAUAAUUAAAAUCAUAAAGAAUAAUAUCCAAUCAUGACAAUCUCCGACUGUUAUAAAGACUUUGUCUCAAAUUGAACUUUACAAAUCUGCCAUCAUGGGCAAACGUAAACGUGACGAUUCCGAUCAAAACUCGAAAUCUGCUAAAAAUGCUAGAAGCUUUAUUCAUAAAUGGUUACAACUGUUUUUAUGGUUAAGAUUUGACAGUAUGCUAAAUGCCAUGUUUUGUGACAUUUGUCAAAAACAUAAACUUAAAAAUAACUUUGUAAAGCCUGGUUCGACAAAUUUUCGAAAGUCAGCCGUUGUAGAGCAUGCUAAUAGCAAUGACCACGUUCAAGCUCUUAAAUUAGAGACAGCUUCCAAAAGUAAUCCAAUUGUAUCAGUAUUUGAGAAAGUUCAUGAAAAGACUGACAACGCAAUGUGCACCUUGUUCCGUAAUGCUUACUUUAUUGCUAAAGAAAACUUACCAAUGGACAAAUUUCAGUCAAUAAAUGAUUUAACUAAGUUAAAUGGUGCCGUGAUCACUUCUAAAUUAUAUCAAGAGAACAAUGCCUGCUCCGAAUUUAUUCAGACAAUUUCCGAUGUUAUAGAGAAAGAGGUGAUGUCCGACGUAAAGUUAAGUCCCGCCGUGGGAAUUAUGAUCGACGAGUCAACUGAUCUGGCUACGCAAAAACAUUUAAUUUUGUACUUAUCAUACCUCAAAGCUGGUGAACUGAAAAUUAGUUUUACAAAACUUUUGAACUUGUCUUCUGGUACCGCCGUGUCAAUUACUGCACAUAUAAUUGCCUAUUUAAAGUCAUUUGGUGUAGACUUGUCUAAAAUAUUCGGCAUGGGGUCUGACGGUGCGUCGGUUAUGAUAGGAAAGCAUGGAGGUGUAUCUCAGCUUUUAAAAGACACUUCUCCACACUUAGUAGAGGUUCAUUGCGUAGCUCACCGCCUAGCAUUAGCCUGUGUCGACACGGCAAAAGAAAUUCCGGACAUUAAAUUUUUAGAAAGCAUUGUUAGCACUGUAUAUUCGUAUUACAAACGUUCACCCACAAACCUUGCCGAACUACGAUCAUGGCAACUAAUAAUAGAUGAUCCUUUGUUAAAUCCGCUUGAUAUUCAUAAAGUCCGCUGGCUUUCUAUGGGAAACGCUUUAGACAAUCUCCGCCGUUCUGUUGUCUCCAUUGUAAACAUGUUAGGCGACCAGAGUGACACCGACAUCGUGGCUAAUUCUCUUCACAACAGUAUGACAACAUACAAGUUCUUUUUCAUGCUCUACUUUUUAUCCGACCUGUUUGGUAAAAUUAAUCAGCUCAGCAAAUCACUUCAAAAACGUGACUUGUCUUAUGCCACCGUGAAACAAUUAGUUGACUCUUUUCUUAUGGCAAUAGAGGCCGAGUACUUAACCGAGAUUCCUUCAUUUGGACCAUUAUGUGCCGAAUUUCUAAAAUCAACAGACCAAUCUGACAGCUUCAACACUAUCACCUUUAAACGUAACAACCGUGACAUUCAUCUCAAGACAAGAGCCGUGCAAUGUGCCCAAUUGAUACAUGAUAACAUUCGUGACCGAUUUCCAGACAACAAAAUUUUCGAAGCAUUCUCUGUAUUUGAACCGUCGAACUUUCCAAGUAGUGUUGACGACCUUCCUCGCUACGGUGAACAACAGUUAGAGUGUCUCGGAGACCAUUAUAGUAUAGUCAACCAAGAAGAACUACAAAUAGAAUGGGGCAUACUUAAGUAUUUGAUCUUCAACAACUACAAGGGACUUUCGUUUGCCGAUCUGUUGACUGCAAUUAUUUCAAGAAAAGACCAGUUCCCAAAUACAAUUUCGCUAAUGGAAAUUUCACGUGUUUUGCCGGUUUCUAGUGUUGAAUGUGAAAGGGGUUUUUCAAGGCAGAACAUUAUCAAGACAAAACUAAGGUGUAGUCUAGGUAUUGACGCUUUAGAUCAACUUAUGAGGAUAAGCUUAGUAGGUGUAGAUGUUAAAGACUUUGACCCUGUUCCUGCUAUCCGCAAAUGGCAAUCCGUUCGUAACCGCCAUGUUUAUCAGAACAAUGCAUUUAGCAAGCUCAUGAAUGUAAAAUCUUAAAUUAGACUAAAUGAACUUCUAAUCUUGUGCUGUGAUCUGUGCUUCUUUUCAAUGUGCUCAUUGUAAUAUUUAUUGCGUGUGUUUGUCAACAUUGUGCUCUUCUGAUAUUUUAUUGUUGUUAUAUGCUUACAUAAAAUAUCAUGUUGUUAUUCAUUAAAUUAUUUAUCAACUGA
This is a messenger RNA of Mytilus californianus (California mussel), 3142 nucleotides long. RefSeq names its product zinc finger protein 862-like. NCBI's taxonomy places the organism in Eukaryota, Metazoa, Mollusca, Bivalvia, Mytilida, Mytilidae. The coding region runs from base 993 to 2969 and encodes 658 amino acids. The transcript has a single exon. The record is from RefSeq and is a predicted model, not a curated record.